Molecule: messenger RNA, 505 nt
Organism: Hymenoscyphus albidus
Lineage: Eukaryota; Fungi; Ascomycota; Leotiomycetes; Helotiales; Helotiaceae
Source: the annotation of a GenBank genome assembly
AUGUUUGGUAACAAGGAUGUCUACAAACAAAAGUUUCCCAAUGGUUUUGCUGGUUAGUCAAAAGUAAAAGAUGAGUAUUCAACAUGCUGACGUUGCCACAGGGGCUUAUAGAGACUACAUCAACAAGGUAGUCCUCGAGAACAUAAACUUGGCUCCUACCUAUUUAAAUGAUCUAUGGCUUCUAACAAUGAACAACCUUCAAAAAUCGUAUAACUCACCCGACGUUGCGGGCCGCAGCGACGUCGCUGGCCGCAGACAGCCAGGUUUUUUCUACCCAACGUGGGAACGUUUCUAUAACCAGAUGGCAGUGCUGAAUUAUCACUAUUGGAAAGAUGGUAUCUGGACUUGGGAUUACAAGCAUGAAUUUACCUGGUUGGGACAGAAUCCUCAUGAACCGGAGAUCCCAAGAAGAUUUCCAGUGUAUGACGCCAGGGUCACACCACCGGCGAAGCCUCCUUUAAAGUUUGGACAAAGGCCACCAUCAGAAACAGGGUCCGGAAUGUAG